This is a messenger RNA of Corticium candelabrum, 1045 nucleotides long. RefSeq lists its product as uncharacterized. The record is from RefSeq and is a predicted model, not a curated record. The transcript has 4 exons. Lineage: Eukaryota; Metazoa; Porifera; Homoscleromorpha; Homosclerophorida; Plakinidae. Bases 97 to 879 code for a protein of 260 amino acids. Gene Ontology annotation, biological process: negative regulation of canonical Wnt signaling pathway. Gene Ontology annotation, molecular function: co-receptor binding; receptor antagonist activity.
UAAAGCAUAGAAAUCAGUGAAAGUACCGCUUUGCUUCAUUGCUACAGUACUCACCAGGAGUAACCACUCACUCUCACUCACUCGCUUCAGUACACAAUGCAGUGGCUUCCGAUUGCUGCUCUACUUUUGAUCACAACUGCUUGCACUGAAAGUGGAUGGUCAAGGCAUGGGUACAGGUACCGGUACGCGUACCAUGGAUCAAUAUGGGGGAAAAUGAUGUGCAGAAUCGGACUAUGCAGAGAAACAUGCAAAGCAGAGAACGAUACUUGCGAAAAUGAGCAGCAGUGUUGUGGAGAUGGCAUCUGCCAGAUGGGAACGUGUAAGACACCCGAGCCUGGCACAGAGGGCUCUGGAUGCCACUCGGACGCCAACUGUAACAAAACCCUUUGCUGUGCCAAACGCCAUCAGAAAAAACGCUACUAUAGCAGUAGCCAUGUUUGCACGAAGAUGAGGACCGCGGGACAGAUUUGCUACCCGAGAGAAGACAACUGUACUGUACACUACCAGUGCCCGUGUGCUCAAGACAUGACAUGUUCGAUAAACAGGACUACAACUUACUACAGGAGUUACUACGGACGCAGACAGAAGAUAGUAAUCACGGACAAUAGAUGUAAGGAAGUAACGCCUAUUGCAACUGAUCCUCCAACUAUAGAACCUGGGACAAGAGACACGAAUGCCAUAACAAUAUCUCCAGCCGAAGUAAGCGGUGAACCAGAGGAACCGAUUGCGGUUGAACAGGAGCCUACCCAAGGUAAUGGUGACGAGCAGAAAAAACGAAAUGUGGAUGGCAAGAAAACAGAGAAAAAGCAAAAAGCAAACAAAGAGAAAAAAGAGAAAAAAGAGAGAAAACCAAAAUCAGGAAAGGGUAGAAAAGGAUGAAAUUAAAGAAGACUGAAACAGUGAACACGAGGCAUGCAGAUACCGAGUGAAGUGUUACACUUUCAUGUGCUGUCAGUAGUAUGAGUAGAUUAGUGUUGUCUGUACAUGGUUGUCUACACAGAUUGUAGUCUCAACUGAAUAUUAAGACACAAUUUCAGUACGACAA